Molecule: messenger RNA, 1014 nt
Organism: Penicillium egyptiacum
Lineage: Eukaryota; Fungi; Ascomycota; Eurotiomycetes; Eurotiales; Aspergillaceae
Source: the annotation of a GenBank genome assembly
AUGACUGCUGGCAUUACUCAACCACCGUAUCCGCUCCACGAGUCCGUUAAAGACUUGUUGGACCCAGAGUAUGUUGCAUUCUAUAACCAGCAUGUCAUCGAUAACCAACAGGUGCACCUCCAGCCCGUGGAAGCUUCACGGACCAGCGGUGUCUUAAUCCCUGGUGCAGGUCCUAUGUUGGAGGUGGGCAAGACUCAAGACAUUACUGUUCAGCGGCGAGCUACUGAGGGCCCAGCAGUGCCCAUCCGCUGCUUUACUCCUAAGGGCGAGGCGCCUCCAGGUGGAUGGCCAGUGAUGCUGUAUUUCCACGGUGGUGGCUGGGUGCUGGGUAACAUCGACACGGAGAACGUGGUGUGCUCAAAUCUUUGUGCACGAGGCGACUGUGUCGUGAUUACAGUUGACUACCGUCUUGCACCCGAAAACCGCUGGCCAGCAGCAGUCCACGACUGCUGGGAAGCUCUCCUUUGGCUGAUUGCCGACGGCCCCGCCGCACUCUCAGUGGACGUAUCCAAAAUCGCAACCGGUGGCUCCUCUGCCGGCGGGAACCUUGCAGCAAUUAUGACCCACAAGGCGCUGACUCUAUCACCGCCUGUUCACUUCCGAGCGCAGCUCCUCUCUGUCCCUGUGACAGAUAACACUGCCACAGUAGAGAACAACGAGUCAUAUCGUCGGUACGAACGGACCCCCGCACUCCCAGCGCUUAAGAUGUACUGGUACCGCGACCACUAUGUCCCCAAUGACGCGGACCGCACCAACCCAGAGUCGAGUCCGCUGUUCUGGCAGGGUGAUUACUCACAAUUGCCGCCUGCGCUGGUUAUGGUUGGCGAGCUGGAUGUGCUGCGUACAGAGGGAGAGCAAUAUGCGGAGAGGUUGCAGAAGGCUGGUGUGCCUGUUGAUUUGCAGGUCAUGAAGGGUAUGCCGCAUCCAUUUUUGGCUAUGGAUGGGGCAUUGUCUGAGGGCAAGAGGUGUAUCACUUUGAUGUGUGAUGCGCUCCAAAAGGCAUUUUGGAGCUGA